AUGAGAUGGAGUCUGGCCUUUCUCAUCCUGGAAUCUGUAUCUGGAAGCGUCAUCAUUCCAGAUACGCACGCCGUGCACGAGGAGAGAUCUUCGCAUCAUGCCUGGAGUAGAAAUGGCCGCGUGCAUUCCACAUCAAUGGUCCCUCUGCGCAUUGCCCUGACUCAGCAAAAUCUGGACGACGGGACUGGCUAUCAAAAGUUGAUGGAAGUGUCCGAUCCAGAAUCUCCUCGAUACGGUCAAUAUCUGAGCGCAGAGGAGGUCCAUAAUAUGUUCGCACCCAGCUCUGAUGCAGCGCAAGAUGUUACCAAAUGGCUCCUUGAAGCUGGCGUUAAGCAAGACGACAUUUUCGAAUAUGAGAAUAAAGGAUGGCUGGCCGCUCAUAUUCCUGCUGAGAUGUUUGAGCAGCUCUUUCAUGCGGAACUCCACGAAUACGAGCAUAAACUUACUGGAGAGCUGAAGAUUGGAUGUGAUGUAUACCAUCUUCCGAAGCACAUUACCAAACAUGUCGACUAUAUCACGCCUGGAGUUGCCCUGUCUGCAAGAGUGCGGAAGAGGAACGUGAAGCGGUCUUUGCAGCGGAGAGCCUUGCAUACCUCGCACAUGAUUGCAGAGGAUUUUGGGCCGCCGCCUGUAAAUGCUGCAGAUUUGCGAAAAGACCUGUCCGAUUGUGGCCGAAACAUGACCAUUGCCUGUCUGAGAGCUCUUUACGGUAUCCCAAAGCCUACCAAGACCGACUCGGUCGACUCGGUCAACUCGGUCGACUCGCUCGGCAUGUUUGAGAACUUCUACAGCUACGCUCAACAAGAUCUUGACGAGUUUUAUACCAGAUAUUAUCCUGAAAUCCCAAACGGCACCCACCCGAUCACCAUCUCGGUCGAUGGAGGCGCCGGUCCAGCCAUUAAUCGAACUGUCAGGGAAAGCGGUACAGAGCCAGCACUUGAUAUCCAGGUCGCUCUUCCUCUCAUUUACCCUCAAACAAUUACGGUCUAUCAGGUCGAAGAUCCACCACAGGCAGCAUUGCAAAUCAAUCAGACCUUACCUGGGUAUCUUAACACACUCCUCGAUGCUCUGGACGGCAGCUACUGCAACUACUGUGCCUAUGGCAUAUGUGGAGACGAUCCAACCUUGGAUGCCGUCUACCCGGAUGAGCGACCUGGUGGAUUCAACCAACCACGGCAAUGCGGCGUAUACAAUCUCACUCGUGUUCUCGCCAUCUCAUACGGACAAGGCGAGCAAGAUCUUCCAGUUGCUUACACAAGACGGCAAUGCAACGAGUUUAUGAAACUUGCCUUACAAGGACACACGAUUGUCGUUUCAUCCGGAGACUGGGGCGUUGCAUCUUUUCCGAACGAUACCGGCACUGCUAAUGGAUGUUUGAGCGGUUGUGGAAAAGUCUUUCAUCCUUCCAAUCCCGGUAAUUGUCCUUUUGUUCUUUCGGUCGGCGGGACGCAACUUUUUUCUAAUCAGAGCAUCAUCGACCCCGAAAGUGCCCUGCACCUCCCUGCCAGCAAUACCACUUAUAUUUCGACCGGAGGUGGUUUCUCCAAUUAUUUCGCCAGACCCAGUUACCAAAAGGAGGCGGUUGAUGAUUACUUUGAGAAGCACGAUCCUGGGUACAAAUAUUAUUAUGCAGACGCCAACGUCACCAAUAUCGGCAGUCACGGUGGAAUCUAUAAUCGAGGCGGCAGAGGCUACCCCGACGUCUCAGCCAACGGUGCUCGUUACCCCGGUGUCAAGUGGAGGCAAUUUAAGAACGGGACCGUCACGACGGAUGAGACCUUCUAUGGAACUAGUCUUUCCUGUCCCAUCUGGGGCGCUAUGAUUACUUUGAUUAAUCAGGAACGUACGGCUGUCGGGAAAGGACCCGUGGGGUUCAUCCAGCCCGUUCUAUACAAGCACCCCGAGAUCUUCAAUGAUAUUACUAAUGGGACAAAUGAUGGCUGUGGGACCAAGGGUUUUGAAGCUGUCCAGGGUUGGGAUCCGGUUACCGGUUUAGGCACCCCCAAUUUUCCCAAGAUGUUGGAGGUUUUUAUGAAUUUGCCGUGAUGUGGCGAAUGUGCUAUGAAAAUUGCACUCUUGACAUCUCCUUCUAUCAGUCCGUCACGCUCCUUCUCGAGAGCAUACUGGAUCAACAUCUUGUCUUUAAGCGUCAGUCGUCGUCAAGAGCGGAAGUAAGAAGAACUGUGCUCAUCCUCGUUCUCGUUCUC
Messenger RNA from Pseudocercospora fijiensis CIRAD86, 2207 nucleotides. RefSeq lists its product as uncharacterized. Bases 1 to 2046 code for a protein of 681 amino acids. The transcript is spliced from 7 exons. NCBI's taxonomy places the organism in Eukaryota, Fungi, Ascomycota, Dothideomycetes, Mycosphaerellales, Mycosphaerellaceae. The record is from RefSeq and is a predicted model, not a curated record. Gene Ontology annotation, biological process: proteolysis. Gene Ontology annotation, molecular function: serine-type endopeptidase activity; tripeptidyl-peptidase activity.